CAACUAUAAACCCUAGCUAGCUUCACUUCCCUACCCCAAAGUUUCUUACGAGCGCACAAGAACACAAAAGCCUCUCGCUAGAGCUCAGGACAGAUCCGCCGCCGCCGCCGCCGCCGCACAGUCGCAGCAUCAGUAGCAGAAAUGGGAGUAGAAAUGGAGGCAGCGAAAACUGUCAAGGAUGUCUCUCCUCACGAGUUCGUCAAGGCCUAUUCCUCCCACCUCAAGCGCUCCGGCAAGAUGGAGUUACCGCAGUGGACAGACAUUGUGAAGACUGGUACGUUCAAGGAGCUUGCCCCAUAUGACCCUGAUUGGUACUACAUUAGAGCUGCUUCUAUGGCAAGGAAAAUCUAUCUCAGGGGCGGCCUUGGUGUUGGAGCUUUCCGGAGGAUCUAUGGUGGGAGCAAGAGAAAUGGCAGUCGCCCACCCCAUUUCUGCAAGAGCAGUGGCUCUGUUGCAAGACACAUCCUUCAACAAUUGCAGAACAUGAACAUCAUUGACUUUGACGCAAAGGGUGGGAGGAAAAUCACAUCGAGCGGCCAGCGUGAUCUUGAUCAAGUUGCUGGAAGGAUCGUGGUUGCCAUUCCCCAGUGAGAGAGAGAUGGAAUCAAGCGUCUUUAUGCGCCGCAUUGGAUACCCUGAAUUAUAAGUUUGGUUGUUUGGAUGAGAGUAGAUUUAGUGUACUGUUUGCACACAACAAUUUUUCCCUGAUCGUUUGCCUGGUACUUCAUGAUGAAGAUGUCUAUUUUUGGAUUUGAUGCUUUUGUUGUCAACUUGCGUUUUAUGAUCUUUAAUUUGUGAGCUCAUUUCCAGGAA
Messenger RNA from Rhododendron vialii, 813 nucleotides. RefSeq names its product small ribosomal subunit protein eS19x. The transcript is spliced from 4 exons. The record is from RefSeq and is a predicted model, not a curated record. Gene Ontology annotation, cellular component: cytosolic small ribosomal subunit; ribosome. Lineage: Eukaryota; Viridiplantae; Streptophyta; Magnoliopsida; Ericales; Ericaceae. Gene Ontology annotation, biological process: ribosomal small subunit assembly; translation. Gene Ontology annotation, molecular function: structural constituent of ribosome; RNA binding. Bases 142 to 591 code for a protein of 149 amino acids.